AUGUCUUCAGCAGGAGGAUUGCUGCUCCCCAUGCCUCCUCCCCCAUCUACUGCAGCUUCAGUUCCAUCCCCAAACACCGCCACCCCCGUAUCUCCCUCCGCAGCUCUAACUCCAUUGAUCCAACGUACAUUCACAAACUCCACACUAACCUUCUGGCUCAAUGGCACUAAGCUUGCGCUCAACAAUGUCGACCCCGAAGCCACGCUUCUUGACUUUAUCCGCUCCCAACGCGGACUGAAAGGGACGAAGCUCGGCUGCGGCGAAGGUGGCUGCGGUGCUUGCACAAUUGUUGUCCAGCAGCGUAACAGCACCACUGGGAGGAUUGAGCAUCUGAGCAUCAAUUCGUGUCUUGCGCCGGUUAUUAGCGUCGAGGGUAAGCACGUGAUCACGAUUGAAGCCCUCGGAAGCGCAGCAAAUCCGCACCCGCUGCAGGAGCGGAUUGCGAAGCUGCACGGGUCGCAAUGUGGCUUCUGUACUCCGGGAAUUGUCAUGUCGUUGUAUGCACUGCUACGUAAUGCAUACGAUCCGGAGACUAGGACGUAUAGGCUGAGUGAGGAAAUGGUAGAGCUGGAGGGCGCGCUAGAUGGCAAUUUGUGUAGGUGCACAGGGUAUAAGCCAAUAUUGGACGCGGCGAAAAGCUUUGUGAAGGAAGACCUUGGUGGAGUUGUGGUAGAAAGCUCCAGGGGAAAGGUGGUACGCCCUGAAAAUGGGCUGGGUGGGAAUUGGACAGCUUCUCAGGCGACAGGAUCGUGUGGGCGACCAGGUGGGUGCUGUAGAGACAAACCGGGGUCGCCAUCAUCUGACACCUCGAGUGAUGUCGAUUCCGCUUCUACGGAAAUCACGGAGGAAUCAAAUGGGGCACCAAUAUCGGGAUCGACGUACGGUGCCCCUCUGAAAUCUUCGAAACGCGAAGAUGGGUGUCAGCUCUCUUCGGGGGCCUCAAAAUGUGCCACGGAGGCCGAGGUACUAUCGGGGCUAAAAGGGGGAAAAUAUUCCUUCCCCCAGUUUAAUUUUAAGACAUACGAGCCACAUACGGAGAUCAUCUAUCCUCCUGGGCUACAAAAGUAUGUUAAACAACCUAUCUGCUUCGGCAACUCAAAAAAGAUCUGGUUUCGGCCAACGACCCUUGCACAAUUGCUUGAGAUCAAGGAUGCUUUUCCCUCUGCGAAGAUGGUGGCCGGAUCCUCAGAGGUGCAGGUGGAGAUUCGUUUCAAGCACCUGCAGUACGCCGUUGCGGUGUACGUUGGUGACAUCGAAGAACUCAAGUCCUUCACCGUCGACGAGGGAGCAGGCACAGUAAUCAUUGGCGGCAACACCCCUUUGACCGUUGUGGAGCAAGGGUGUUUGGAAUGGUACCGAAAGCUUGGUAAGAGAGGCAUGGUGUUGGAGGCGGUUAGAAAGCAACUGAGGUAUUUUGCUGGACGACAGAUUCGCAAUACUGCAACCCCAGCAGGAAACAUCGCUACCGCGUCCCCCAUAUCAGACCUCAACCCGGUACUGGUUGCCUCGGGGACCAUCCUUACCGCCCAGUCUUUCUCUAGGGGAUCGUUCGAGAUCCCGCUGACAGACUUCUUCAUUGGCUACCGCGAGACCGCCCUGCCAGCAGACGCGGUUAUCACGCAGUUGACUAUUCCACUAAGUCCAGUUAAUAGCCGCGUGGUUGUUAAAGCCUACAAGCAGGCCAAGAGAAAGGAUGAUGAUAUUGCAAUUGUUACUGCAGGCAUGAGGGCUAGUCUUGACAAGGAUGGACUAGUCAAGGAUGUCUCGCUAGCUUAUGGCGGUAUGGCACCAAGGACUGUGACGGCACGAAAUACAGAAGAUGUGUUGAGGGGUAAGAGAUGGUUCGACAAAAAUGUUUUGGAGUUAGCAAUGAACGCUAUGGAGAAGGACUUCGAUCUAUCGUUCACCGUUCCGGGAGGAAUGCCGACUUACAGGAAAACACUCGCCUUCUCGUUCUUUUUCAGGUUCUGGCAUGAGGUUGCCGCCGAGCUAGACCUUGGAAACGAAACCGAACGGGUUGAUCAUGAGCUCAUCAGCGAGAUUUAUAGAGAGGUGUCGACGGGGUCACGGGAUAAUGAAAAUCCAUAUGAGCAACGCGUUGUCGGCAAGCAAAUACCGCAUCUCUCGGGGUUGAAACAGGCGACGGGAGAAGCAGAGUACAUCGAUGAUAUCCCAAAGUACGACGGGGAGUGCUAUGGCGGAUUAGUUUUAUCUUCACGAGCUCACGCGAAACUCAUAAAAGUUGAUUUUACCCCUGCUUUAGAACUCCCUGGUGUUCUUGGAUAUGUCGACCAUCAUGAUAUUCCUCAGGACUGCUCUUACUGGGGUUCUGUGGUGAAGGAUGAGCGUUUCUUUGCCAAGGAUGUUGUAGAGAGUCAUGGACAACCUAUCGGCAUGAUAUAUGCAGAGACGGCUGCUAUUGCACAGGCCGCUGCAAAGGCAGUCUGCAUUGAGUAUGAAAACCUACCCAUGAUUCUCACCAUCUCCGAGGCGAUUGAGGCAAACUCAUUCUAUCCCCACGAUCACCAGCUCAAGCGUGGUAAUCCAACUGCGGAAGCUUUCAAGGAUUGCGAUUUUGUCUAUGAGGGUGUGACGAGGAUGGGCGGACAGGAGCAUUUUUACCUCGAAACUAACGUGGCACUCGUGAUUCCACGACCUGAGGAUGGUGAGAUGGAGGUUUGGUCCAGUACACAAAACAUCAUGGAGACACAGGAGUUUGUUUCCCAAGUGACAGGGGUCCCGAGUUCUAGAAUCGUAGCGAAGGUGAAGAGAAUGGGUGGCGCUUUUGGUGGCAAGGAGAGUAGGUCCGUUCAGUUGGCUUGUAUCUUGGCUGUUGCCGCGAAGAAAUCAGGGAGGCCUAUGAGAUGUAUGUUGAAUCGUGAUGAAGACAUGAUGAUGACUGGCCAGAGAAACCCUUUCCAGGCUCAUUGGAAGGUUGGUGUCUCGAAAGAUGGCAUGCUUCAAGUGCUCGAUGCGGAUGUCUAUAACAAUGCUGGGUAUUCUAGGGAUUUGAGUGGAGCCGUGAUGGACCGUGCUCUCACUCACAUUGACAACAGCUACUGGAUCCCGAAUGUUCAUGUUCGAGGUCAUGUCUGCAAGACCAAUACCCACAGUAAUACUGCAUUCCGUGGAUUUGGUGCCCCUCAAGGGCAGUUCAUUGCCGAGUGUAUGAUGUCCGAAGUAGCAGACGCUAUGGGGAUUUCAGUUGACGAUUUCCGCCAAAAGAACUUGUACGAAGAAGGACAACUCACACCGUUCUUACAGAAAAUCGAGGACUGGCAUGUGCCGCUUCUCCUUGAGCAGCUACGGGAAGAGGCUGACUACGACCGCCGUGUUAAGGAGGUAGAAGAGUUUAAUAAGACUCAUAAGUGGAAGAAGCGGGGAAUUUGCUUGAUACCUACCAAGUUCGGCCUAUCUUUCGCCACGGCUGUUCAUCUCAACCAAGCUGGGGCUCUCGUUCAUAUUUACCACGACGGCUCCGUCCUGCUCGCUCAUGGUGGCACUGAGAUGGGACAAGGACUUUACACAAAGAUGUGCCAAAUCGCUGCGCAAGAGCUCAAUGUUCCAAUGGACUCGAUAUUCACCAGUGAGACAUCUUCCAACACAGUGGCAAAUACCUCUCCAACUGCUGCUUCCUCUGGUAGUGAUCUCAACGGUAUGGCCGUCCAAGAUGCCUGUAGGCAGCUCAACAAACGUCUUGCACCAUACAGAGAAAAGUAUGGCCUAGAUGCUCCAAUGAAGCAGCUAGCCCACGCCGCAUACCUCGACCGCACAAACCUCUCCGCUAACGGCUUUUAUAAAAUGCCAAGUGUCGGCUUCACCUGGGGAAACUAUGUAGACCCCCGCCCGAUGUACUUCUACUUCACACAGGGCGCCGCAAUAUCCGAGGUGGAGCUUGAUGUCCUGACAGGAGACCACACCGUACGCCGCGCGGACGUUAAGAUGGAUGUCGGUCGUUCCAUUAAUCCUGCGAUCGACUACGGGCAGAUCGAAGGGGCAUUCGUGCAGGGUCAGGGGCUCUUUACUCUUGAAGAGUCCCUGUGGUGUUCCCGCAGCGGUCAACUGCUCACCCGUGGGCCGGGAACGUAUAAAAUUCCCGGAUUUGCUGAUAUUCCCCAAGUAUUCAAUGUGAGUAUACUGAAAGGCAUGCAGUGGGCCGCACUGAGGUCGGUGCAGUCGUCAAAGGGGAUCGGCGAGCCGCCAUUGUUUCUAGGAGCCGCGGUAUUAUUUGCUUUGAGAGAGGCGGUGAAGGCGGCAAGAGAAGAAAUGGCAGUGGAAAAGGGAGUUUUGGCGUUGGGAUCACCAGCGACCGCGGAAGAGCUGAGAGUGGCCAUAGGAGAUCGGAUUGUGGAGUGGGCGAGAGUAAAGAAGGAGGAAGGGGAAAAGGGGGCGUUUGCAGAGGCCCAGGCCUAA
Messenger RNA from Morchella sextelata, 4413 nucleotides. RefSeq lists its product as uncharacterized. Gene Ontology annotation, molecular function: FAD binding; iron ion binding; oxidoreductase activity. Bases 1 to 4413 code for a protein of 1470 amino acids. The transcript is spliced from 6 exons. The record is from RefSeq and is a predicted model, not a curated record. NCBI's taxonomy places the organism in Eukaryota, Fungi, Ascomycota, Pezizomycetes, Pezizales, Morchellaceae.